This is a messenger RNA of Procambarus clarkii (red swamp crayfish), 1101 nucleotides long. Lineage: Eukaryota; Metazoa; Arthropoda; Malacostraca; Decapoda; Cambaridae. The record is from RefSeq and is a predicted model, not a curated record.
AUGAUGGAUGGUGAGAUGCUACACGAGACAGUGGUGAAGAUCAUGAUGGUGGUGAUAGUGAUGUUGAUAUUAGUGGCUGAGGUUUGGGCAGUGGUUGAUGGUGAUACUGAAGGUCGCAGUGAUGGUGAUGCUACAGUGGUGAUAGUGAAGAUGAAUCAAUGGUUAAAAGGAGCCCAUGAUAUCAAGAUGCCACAGGUGUCAUCUGUUACUAAGAGACACAGAUGUGUCCCACAAAUGUGUCUCGCAGCUGUGUCUUACAGAUGUCAGAAAGAAGCUUACAGCAGAUGUGGAGAAGGUGAUCUCUGCCAGACACACCUGGAGACACCUGGAGACACCUGGAGACACCUGGAGACAUCUGGAGACACCUGGAGACACCUGGAGACACCUGGAGCCACCUGGAGCCACCUGGAGCCAUCUGGAAACACCUGGAGACACCUGGAGCCAUCUGGAGACACCUGGAGCCACCUGGAGACACCUGGAGCCACCUGGAGACACCUGGAGCCAUCUGGAGACACCUGGAGACACCUGGAGCCAUCUGGAGACACCUGGAGACACCUGAAGCCACCUGGAGCCACCUGGAGACACCUGGAGCCAUCUGGAGCCACCUGGAGACACCUGGAGCCACCUGGAGCCACCUGGGGACACCUGGAGCCAUCUGGAGACACCUGGAGACACCUGGAGCCAUCUGGAGACACCUGGAGACACCUGGAGACACCUGGAGACACCUGGAGACACCUGGAGACACCUGGAGUCACCUGGAGACACCUGGAGACACCUGGAGACACCUGGAGACACCUGGAGACACCUGGAGCCAUCUGGAGACACCUGGAGACACCUGGAGACACCUGGAGACACCUGGAGACACCUGUAGCCACCUGGAGACACCUGGAGCCACCUGGAGACACCUGGAGCCACCGGGAGACUCCUGGAGCCACCUGGAGCCACCUGGAGCCACCUGGAGACACCUGGAACCACCUGGAGCCACCGGGAGACACCUGGAGACACCUGGAGCCACCUGGAGCCACCGGGAGACACCUGGAGCCACCUGGAGCCACCUGGAGCCACCUGGAGCCACCUGGAGACACCUGGAGACACCUGUAG